This is a messenger RNA of Paramuricea clavata, 1212 nucleotides long. NCBI's taxonomy places the organism in Eukaryota, Metazoa, Cnidaria, Anthozoa, Malacalcyonacea, Plexauridae. The record is from the annotation of a GenBank genome assembly.
AUGUCGCUAAAUGGAGACUGUUUAAGUAAAGAGGACGAAGAGAAUAUUAUGGAAAGUUCGAGGUCACUGCCAGAAAUAAAUAGAUCGAAGUUUGUGAGUUUGACCGAAAAUUCUAAAGACGAAAGACCUCGAAGCGAAAUCAAUGAUGCGGCUCGAAGCAGAAGGUUAACCGCUAAAGGCGAAGCGUAUGUCGAAAACAAGUUACUUCAGGAUCGAACGUUAGCUGGCGCCGCUCUUCGAAGGAAAAUUACCUACAUAAAUCGUAUGCUCGAACAGCCGAAUGAAAUUUCAGUUUUAGAAAAGCUACGAGAAGACUUAGAUUCAUUGCGAGAAAGAUUAGACGAAGCACAUCAAAUCUAUUAUUCAAAAAUUAAUCCUGGUGAAAUCAAUGAAGCGUACCAAUGGUAUGAUAUCCGAGAUCGUGAACAUUUUCAAUGCCGUAGAAGAAUUAACGAAGCAAUAAAGCAACAAGAACUUGUGAUGGCACCCGAACGUUUUUCACAGAGAAGUUCGCGUUCAAAAUCAUCACGUUCGUCGGGAAGUUCCUCGUCGUCCGUGCGUUCUAGAUUAGCGAAAGCCGCAGCUAAAGCUGCAACACUUCAAAUCGAAAUGGAUUUUAUUGAUCGAGAAGCAGAGCAUAAAAGGCAGAAAAUGUUAAAGGAAAUCGCCAAAGCUAAAGCCGAAGAAAAAGCUAUGAAAAAAUUAGAGGAAGAAUUCGCGUUAAAAGAGACAAUUUCGACCCACCAAAAUAAUGAUAUGGAGGCUUAUUUUGAAGCAAACAACCAUCGCGUGAUAAAUGUUAAAGAAUCUGGUCAACCGAGACAUGUUGAGCGUACAGUCCUGGACUCGAGUUCGUGUAUUCACAAAGACGAUCCUAUUAAGCAAGAGUUCGUUCCCGAGCAAAUUGAUCCUACACUAUUGGAAAGUCAACAAGAUGGGUUCAUCCCAAAGGUCGAGUUGAAUAAAGCACGAGAUAACUCAAAUCAUAAGCAACAAAAUGAAACUGGUACUAUUGGUUCAGUAUUGAUGCAAUUGGAAAAACAACAAGUUUUGAACUCUUUGCCCCAACAGCAACCACCCGUGUUUUCUGGAAAUUAUUUCGAUUAUCCUUACUUCGUGAGUGCAUUUGACUCGUUGAUUGAAGCCAAAGUUGACGACCGGAAGCAGAGACUUUAUUAUUUGAAUCAGUUUACGGUGAAGCCAGGGAGAUGA